GCGGAAGUUAACAAAAAAACCCAAAACAAAACAUAGCGUUUUCGUGAUUGGAUCAGAAAAAAAAACCAUUCACCUUUAACUAGGCAAUAAUGUCUUCCGUUGAGUGUUUGAGGCAGUUCGUUAACGAGCGACUGACGGCCGCGGCUGAGGAGAUAGUCAGCGUGUUUGAAAAAACUAUCGCCGACUACGAAGAAGAGAUCAGCCGUCAGCGCAGGCUGCUCACCAUCGUCUGGAAACCUCAUGUAAAGUUACACAGGACAGAGCUCCCACAACAUUUCAUUCAUGUGAAGGGCAUUCAGGGGGAGCUACAGCUCAGGAAACGGGACAGGAAGUCCAUUUUGGAACAAGAGGACGGAAAGCUUGAGCAGAUUCCAGAGACUCGUGAAGAUACCUUCAUCGGUCAUGACAAAGGAGAAGUUGUCCUGAAAGAGGAAGCUGAAACUCUUUUCCCAACUAUUACGUGUCAUAAAGUUGACAGCAGUGGAGAUCGGUGUGUUUUGUCAAAUCCAGUGGAAGACGAGUCCAUAAACACAGAAUCUGGCAAAGGUUCCAGUGUAACAGAGCAUAAUGCUGAUGAUCAGCUUGUCUCAAACGAUCGUCAAGAUGUCAGCAAAGCUCAGAAUGAAGUCACCGAUGGUGGUUCAGUCCUAAGCAGACACAAGGAGGCAAGACUGCAGAGGAGACACUACAGAAUCAACGAACAUGGUCCAGUCACGUUCAAGGCUCCUAUGUACACUCACAAGGGUAAAACAUGCAGGUUUGUGUGCGACUCCUGUGGGAAAGCGUUUCCGUUCAAAUCCAAGUUGACCCGCCACCAGGUCAUCCACACGGGCGCGAAGCCGUUUUGUUGCCACACCUGCGGCAAGCGAUUCAACCAGACCUCAAUACUGAAGGUCCACCAGAGGAUCCACACGGGCGAGAGGCCGUUCUCCUGCGACAUCUGCGGCAAGCGAUUCAACCAGAAGUCGAUACUGAACGUUCAUAAAAAGAUCCACUCCGUCGAGCGGCCGUACUCCUGCGAUUACUGCGGCCGAAGAUUCAAGCAGAAAUCCAAACUGGACUCCCAUGUCAUAUGGCACUCAGACAUACCACAGCCGCUGUUCUUUGGGGAGGAACAUUUUCUCUCCAACCAGCAGCUCUUUGACCACGGCCGUAACUCUGCUUUGGACCUGGGGUUUCCAAAAAUCAAAGAGGAACAGGAGGACUUCUGUCUGGGUCAGGACAAGGAGCAACUCGUGCUGAAGCAGGAGAUGGACACGUUUAUGCUGAGUCUUCCUCACGACCAAGGUGACCACAGUGGAGCUCAGACUUUCAACGGGAACCCGGCAGUGGCAGAGUCUAUAGGGUUCGUAUCGGAUUGCAAACCUGGCAAACAACCAGAGAAGACGAAUCACAGAAUCUGUAAUGUGUAUAAUCCCAUCCUGUUCAAGACGUCCCGCAGCCCUUACAUGGGCAGAAAGUGUGAGUAUAAAUGUGAUACCUGUGGAAAAGUGUUUCAGUUCAAGUCCAGACUGAUACGCCACUUCCGAAUCCACACGGGAGUGAAGCCGUUCUGCUGUCACAUCUGCGGCAAGAGAUUCAACCAGAAGUCCAUCCUGCAGGUCCAUCAGCGGAUCCACACCGGGGAGAGGCCCUUUUCCUGCGACAUCUGCGGCAAGCGCUUCAACCAGAAAUCCAUACUGAACGUGCACAAGAGAAUCCACACGGGCGAGAGGCCGUACUCCUGCCAAGUCUGCGGCAAGAGGUUCAACCAGAAGUCCAUACUGGACGGCCACGUGCGGACUCACACGGGCGAGAGGCCGUAUUCCUGCAAGACGUGCGGCAAAAGCCUCCGAAGUCAGUCUAGCCUGCUGGUUCACAUGAAGAUGCACGCAGACAAGAGGUCCCACUCCUGUGAAACGUGGGAGAGAUUUCAGACUUGCCGGGCCAGCCACGCGCACACGUACGUGUACGUGUACGUGUACGUGUACGUGAACAGCUGCCACUCAGGGCUUAGCCCCUCCCUGCCCACAAAAUGCCACCGCCAGAGCAGUGCUACUAUGCGCAAGUUUGUGUGCGACCGCCUGACGGUGGCCGCUCAGGAGAUCCUGGGAGCGUUUGAGAAGCGGGUCGACGAGUACGAAGCGGAGCUGGCUCGUCAGCGCAGGAUGUUGGACACGGCGUUUUCUUCCGAGAUAAAGUUACAGAGAGCAGAAAUAAAGGCACUCCUAAAUCAGCAGCAGCAGCAGCAGCAGCAAGGCAGUAACGGUGGAGCGUUCAGGUUCCCGCCAGAUACUGCGCAGAUUAAAGAUGAGCUUGAGGAAAUAAGCAUCAGCCAGGAACGACCGCAGCCUCCGAAGCAGCAAGAAGCCUCAGCCUCCAGGGUGACUUCAGCCUCUGAUCCAAAUGCCUCUGGUGAUCAGUCCCAGUCAUCGGGUCCUGAAAAAGAGAGCAGUGCAAAUAAAGAUCCUUCAUUUAACAGCUCAAACACAGGAGUAGAGUCUGGCUCUAAGGAGGGGACGUGGUCGGGGACUGAGCAACCAGUCUCUCAAAACUCAGGUAGAGCUGAAACCCUAAAUGACCACAGGUUGGCGUCCCCAGCUGAACCUACAGAGCCAACUUCAGCUGAGAGGAGCCAGGCAUUAGCCACAACAGAGGAAACAUUCGAUGAUGCCUUUUUAGAUGCAAAUUACGAGGACAUCUUUGACGAAAGUGCGUUUGCACUCUCCGGCAUGAGCCCCGAACCAUCUCUAAAUAUGAGCUUUGAUGAUUUAAAUGUAACACCAGCCAGCAUCACAGAGCAAACACAGCUGGAGAAAGAUAACGUUGAGAGCACGCUGUUGAUCGGCAGUCCUGAGCUAACACAAACCAUGGACGCCGGGUUCCCAGCACCCACUGCCAGCCACGAGUCCGCACAAGCAAGGACGUGUACAGGUGACAAUAAUAUCUCAGCACCUCGAGGAAACUGUGAACCAGAGGCGAAUAUGGUUCUAGAUGAAAAUCCUGCGUUAACUAGAAGUGUUGAGGCCACUCAACCUGAGGAAAAUCCUGACUGGAGGCCGGCGUCUCCCAUCCUGACUGCGCCAAGACCAGAUGACGAAAGUCAAGGCGAGACACCAGCCGCAGCUGAGAGGGUAGAAGGUGGAGAUGGAAGGAGAGCUUUCAGCGCAAGCGAUCGAGGUGACAAGAGAUCGACAUCAACGGAAAGUGUUGAGCCUACGUCACACAAGAAAAAACAGGAUAUGAGUGCAUCACCGACCAAAAGCACGGAACAAGCAUCAAGCCAGGGCAGUACCAAAGAGUCAGUGACAUCGGCUGAUGGGAGGGAACACGUGUCAAAGAAAAAACAGAAAGAGGAGAGGACCUCGUCGCAUAGAAGUACAGAUCCAUCACUAAAAAAGAAGUCAAAAAAUGGGAAGAUAAUAACUUCUGAAGGAAGACCGCACAAGAAACACAGACAGGAAAGUGGAAGAUCCGUAACGGAUAAAACUCUUAGCUCCGCAGCCAUUGAUGACGCAUCCUGUUCAACUCUUGAGCCGAUGCAGAAUCAGAGAUCUGACGGCGCGAAGGCCACCCCUAUCGAAAGUACAGAUCAGGAGCCGAAUAUACAACCCCAGGAGGAGAAAGAAUCAUCCAAUCGGAGACUAAGUUCGGCACAGAACGAUGAACAUGCGAUGGGAAAAAGGCCGCCUCGCAUUCUAAGCCCAAACAUAAAUCAAGUGAUCGGAGCCCCGGAAGAAGCAAGCUGCGGAACUACCGUUAGGAAAUGUUACAGUGAAGACGCCCAAAGCAAAGAGGCAACGUCGAGUAAUAGCGACAGAGAUGGUCAGGGUUCCGAGUCGCCGCAAAAAAGGUUGCGUAAAGAGGAAAGCUCCACGUCGUCCAGGAGCAGUCGCACAAAAAACCACGACAAACACAGCAAAGAGAACACGACAUCAAACCAGGAUCCCGACCCGCCGCUUUCCAACACCGACGACAGCGGGUCGAGCGACGGCGAGGAGAAGGCGGAAAACCCCUACAAGUGCGACAGGUGCGGCAAAGUAAUGUCCAACUUCAAGAACUACAAGUUCCACAUGAAGUCCCACACGGUCGCCAAGACCUACAAAUGCGACACUUGCGGGAAAAUGUUCCGAGAGAGCUGGGACUUGAACAAGCACUCGGUAAUCCACGCCGCCGAGAAGCCCUACAAGUGCGACGUCUGCGGGAACGGCUUCAACCGGCGCUACAACCUCGACCUGCACGUGCGGGUCCACACGGGGGAAAAACCGUACCAGUGCAACACCUGCGGCAAGAGCUUCAGCUCCUGCGUCAACAUGAAGAAGCACAUGCGGAUCCACACCGGCGAAAAGCCGUACACCUGCAAGGACUGCGGCAAGGAGUUCGCCGACUCCUCGGCGUUCAAAAACCACCAGCGGGUGCACACGGGGGAGAAGCCCUUCAAGUGUUCGUACUGCAAGCGGAAGUUCGCCACCAGGACGACGUUGAAGAGACACAUCAGAACGCACACGGGCGAGAAGCCGUACAAGUGCACCGUUUGUGAUCGAAACUUCGGCCACAGGACCGACCUGAAGGGCCACAUGAGGAUGCACACGGGCGAGAAGCCUUAUAAAUGCUCUACUUGUGGAGAGGAGUUCUCCUCCUGGUCUAAGCUUAACAAACACAAGCGCGUCCACUCGGGUGAAGCGCAGGACUCCACUGAAUAACGUGUUGGAUUUGUUAAAGGGGACUUGCUGGUGAAGAUUCUCAGUCAUCCAGGUCAUGGUCAUUCCAAAAAAAAGUAAGAAAGCUUUCUGGAG
This is a messenger RNA of Fundulus heteroclitus (mummichog), 4775 nucleotides long. RefSeq names its product zinc finger protein 62 homolog. The transcript has 7 exons. The coding region runs from base 90 to 4682 and encodes 1530 amino acids. Lineage: Eukaryota; Metazoa; Chordata; Actinopteri; Cyprinodontiformes; Fundulidae. The record is from RefSeq and is a predicted model, not a curated record.